AUGCCUCGUCGAAAGUCUCUGUUGAUCGGCAUCAACUACACUGGGAGUGAUAACGAGUUGAACGGAUGCCACCAAGAUGUCGACAACGUUGCAGAGUUCAUCAAAUAUCGAGGCUAUCAGGACACUCCACAGGACCAGGUUGUCCUGCGUGAUGACUUGGACCCAGAGUAUGCACCGACAGGACACAACAUCCUGGCAGCCAUGGACUGGCUCGUCAGUGAAGAACAUACAACAUGCUUCUUCCACUAUUCAGGUCACGGCGGCCAGAUCGACGACCCUAAUGGAAAGCGUCCGUCAGGCCUGCUUGAUACCAUCGUACCCGUUAAUUACAAGGACAAUGGCAUGAUUGAUUCGGAUGUGCUCCAUAAACAUCUCGUGUCCAAGUUGCCACCGACAAGUACUCUGUUCCUCAUCCUCGACUGCUGCCACUCUGGCUCAACUCUGGAGUUACCAUAUGUCUAUCGAAGCGAUGACGACGGCAACGUCCACAAGCUCGACGGCUACCACGCCGGACUUGCCCUCCUCCAAGAAGCAAAAGAAUUGUUCACUGGUAGCUCCAGUGCCGACAAAGAAGCUCAGGCUCGAGAUCUUUACGCCGGAGCCACUUCGUUCAUGCGCAGUCUGAGGCACAAUCGGCAGUUGACAGGCCUAAAACCAGACGAUUUCACUCAAGAAUAG
Aureobasidium musti is the source of this 678-nucleotide messenger RNA. The record is from the annotation of a GenBank genome assembly. Lineage: Eukaryota; Fungi; Ascomycota; Dothideomycetes; Dothideales; Saccotheciaceae.